Molecule: messenger RNA, 432 nt
Organism: Phytophthora sojae
Lineage: Eukaryota; Oomycota; Peronosporomycetes; Peronosporales; Peronosporaceae
Exons: 2
Biological process (GO): spliceosomal snRNP assembly
Cellular component (GO): SMN complex
Molecular function (GO): RNA binding; RNA helicase activity
Source: RefSeq, a predicted model, not a curated record
AAAGUGGUGAGGCUGGCGGCGCUGCUGUCAGAAGUCGUGUUUGUGCAGUGCAUGGUCUUCUGCAACGACAAAUUCCGCGCUGAGGCGUUGGCUACUGCCCUCGCUGCACAGGGCUGGCCAGCGGCGUGCAUCACUGGAUCACAGACCCAAGCUACUCGCCUGGAGGUGAUGGAAGGUUUUCGCGCAUCUCGCUCGCGUGUGCUGGUAUCGACCGACCUCACUGCACGAGGAAUCGACGUCGACAAAGUGAAUUUUGUGAUGAACCUGGAUCUGCCACGUGACCCAGCAACGUACUUGCAUCGCGUUGGCAGGACGGGUCGCUUUGGUGGUAAGGGCUUGGCAGUGACGCUGCUGUCGAGGAACGAGGUUCAAGGGGUUCAGCUACUCGCUCGAGUAUUCAAGAUGGAGAUCAGCGAGUUACCGAGUCCCAUU